Manis pentadactyla (Chinese pangolin) is the source of this 2298-nucleotide messenger RNA. RefSeq names its product WASH complex subunit 1 (gene WASHC1). Gene Ontology annotation, biological process: retrograde transport, endosome to Golgi; exocytosis; Arp2/3 complex-mediated actin nucleation. The transcript has 12 exons. Gene Ontology annotation, cellular component: recycling endosome; early endosome; WASH complex. The record is from RefSeq and is a predicted model, not a curated record. Gene Ontology annotation, molecular function: actin binding; alpha-tubulin binding; gamma-tubulin binding. The coding region runs from base 514 to 1989 and encodes 491 amino acids. Lineage: Eukaryota; Metazoa; Chordata; Mammalia; Pholidota; Manidae.
CCGACCCGGGGCUCCAGGCCGCGGCCCUCCACCUCCUGCCCCAGCCGUGACCGUCAUGUGCCUUCUACCCGCCGGGCGCCGGGAGGGCGGCUGAGCAGAUCGGCAGACCUCGUCUCGCGCCUCCCCCGCCCCCGGCCGCUUGUAGCGGACCCCACGCCGCCCUAACCGUGCUUGGUUCCUGCCUACCCGCAGCAGCAGGUUUUGACCGGGGUAUCGGCCCAGGGAGCUGGGUGUCGGGUUUGCAGGAAGGAUAUUGCGCACUUCCGAAGUUACAAACAGUAUUAUGGAAAACGGGCUGUCUCCGUGGCUGCCCCAGCGCCCUCUUCGUCCUUGUGAGCAUGGUUGUCGCCUGAGGGUUAAUCAGCAGAUGGUUGCAGACAGGAGUUCACUGUUAGCCAGCUGUACUCAGUCUCUUAAUUCUUGAAUGGACCUGCUACUUCCUUGUUGAGAUGUGUGCCUGUACUACCCCCUUGCACACGUAACACACACAGGUGCCUUGAGUAACCAUGAGGAAUGCACCUCAAGCUGUGCAAUGAAGAUGUAUCCUAUCUUUGGCCCGCUCCUGAUCUUACAGGCACCAUGAGUCCCAUGAGGACCCAGCACUCGUUGGCGGGCCAGACCUACGAGGUGCCCCUCAUCCAGCCAGACCUGCGGCGUGAGGAGGUCAUCCAGCAGGUGGCAGAUGCCUUGCAGUACCUACAGAAGGUCUCUGGAGACAUCUUUAGCAGGAUCUCCCAACGAGUGGAGCUCAGCCGGCGCCAGCUGCAGGCCAUUGGGGAGAGGGUUUCCUUGGCCCAGGCCAAGAUUGAGAAGAUCAAGGGCAGCAAGAAAGCCAUCAAGGUGUUCUCCAGUGCCAAGUACCCAGCUCCAGAGCGCCUGCAGGAGUACGGCUCCAUCUUCACAGGGGCCCAGGACCCUGGCCUGCAGAGACGCCCCCGCCACAGAAUCCAGAGCAAGCACCGCCCCCUGGAUGAGUGGGCCCUGCAGGAGAAGCUGAAGUACUUCCCCGUGUGUGUGAUCACCAAGCCGGAGCCUGAGGAUGAGGCCGAGGAGGGGCUUGGGGGUCUGCCCAGCAACAUCAGCUCUGUCAGCUCCUUGCUGCUCUUCAACACCACUGAGAACCUGUACAAAAAGUACGUCUUCCUGGACCCCCUGGCUGGUGCUGUCACAAAGACCCAUGUAAUGCUGGGGGCAGAGACGGAGGAGAAGCUGUUUGAUGCCCCUCUGUCCAUCAGCAAGAGAGAGCAGCUGGAGCAGCAGGUUCCAGAGAACUACUUCUAUGUGCCUGACCUGGGCCAAGUGCCCGAGAUUGACGUGCCGUCCUACCUGCCCGACCUGCCAGGCAUUGCUGACGACCUCAUGUACAGUGCCGAUCUGGGCCCUGGCAUCGCGCCCUCUGCCCCUGGCAUCAUUCCAGAGCUGCCUACCUUCCACACAGAGGUAGCUGAGCCUUUUAAGCCAGACCCAGAACACGGGGUGCUAACGGCACCCCCACCGCCCCCACCGCUUCCCCCAGCCCCGGCAGUGCUGGUCAGCGCUCCCCCACCGCCCCCGCCACCCCAGACAGCAGGCUGUCCGGGCCAAGAUGCCAGGCAGGACAGCAGCAGUGGUGUGUCUCCUUCAGCUCCAGUCCAGGGUGCGCCCAAGGAAGUGGUGGACCCCUCCAGUGGCCGGGCCACCCUGCUUGAGUCCAUCCGCCAGGCUGGGGGCAUUGGCAAGGCCAAGCUCCGCAGUGUCAAGGAGCGCAAGCUGGAGAAGAAGAAGCAGAAGGAGCAGGAGCAAGGGAGAGCCAGUAGCCAUGGUGGGGACCUGAUGUCGGAUCUCUUCAACAAGCUGGUCAUGAGGCGCAAAGGAAUCUCUGGGAAAGGACCUGGGAUGGGGGCCACUGAGGGGCCAGGAGGCGCCUUUGCCUGGAUGUCAGACUCCAUCCCCCCUCUGCCUCCCCCACAGCAGCCCCCUGGAGAGGAGGAGGGUGACUGGGAAUCCUAGGGCCCGGCCGCUCCUGCCCCCAAACCCAGGCCUGGCUGUGGCCCUCGCACAGGAGCAGCCAGGACAGGCUCCCUGGCCUGCGGCGCCUCUCAGGCCCUGCCGCCCUUGCCUGAGGGGGGCGGGGAUCGCGGGGGGCUGUCCCAGGGCUGUGCCUGGGCCUUCUCCAAGGAGUGGGGAGGCCAGCUUCUGAGAUCAGACAGCUGGGCAGGGAAGAAGGAACAGCCCGGGCUCUACCUACCCCCUCCACCAAUGUUUGGAGAUAAAAUAGUACCUGAUCAAUAAAUUACUGUAAUGCGGACUGAGCAUAAA